AGGAGACAGAAAGUCCCAUCCAUCAUACACAUCUAUUUUUUUAACAGCUUUAUAAUUCUUUCUGCAAAACUUUUCUCUUUCUCUUUUUUCCCUUCAGGUCUUAAAGAUUAAUACUCAUCCUUCUACAUUCAGUCAUGUUCUCAUCAUUCACCAGAACCGUUGCCAGAGCUCCAGCUCUGAGAUUGUGCCUUAGAUUCAACUCCACUGUUAACAAGAUCACCGCUGAUUCCAUCGUUACGAAAUACUCGCCAUCUUUCACUGUGAGAUACACAAACGAACACGAGUGGAUUGCUCAACACGAUGAUGGUGUUGCAUUUGUUGGCAUCACCAAAUAUGCUGCAGAUGCUCUUGGUGAUGCCACUUUUGUCGAAUUGGCUGAAGUUGGUGAUGCUCUCUCCACAGGUGAUUCCAUGGGUUCCGUCGAGUCUGUCAAGUCCUCAUCUGAGAUCUACUCUCCAGUGAACGGUGAAGUUUUGGAGGUUAACACCGAGUUGAACGAUUCUCCACAACUGAUCAACGAGGACCCAAUGGGUGCUGCUUGGUUGGCCAAGAUCAAGACUGAAGGUAAGUUGGAGGACUAUGAUGAAUUGUUGACUGAAGAUCAAUACCACGAGUCCUUGAAGGAUGAAGAGCACUGAAGAGAUGCUCAGUAAUACAUGUGUAUAUGUCUAUUGUUUAGCAGAACAAGACUGUACAGCAAAAUGGCAAAAAAAAGUAAAAGAAUGAUAAGUUUGUUUAGG
Molecule: messenger RNA, 740 nt
Organism: Williopsis jadinii
Lineage: Eukaryota; Fungi; Ascomycota; Saccharomycetes; Phaffomycetales; Wickerhamomycetaceae
Gene: GCV3
Product: glycine decarboxylase subunit H
Exons: 2
Coding region: 135-638 (167 amino acids)
Biological process (GO): protein lipoylation; glycine decarboxylation via glycine cleavage system
Cellular component (GO): mitochondrion; cytoplasm; glycine cleavage complex
Source: RefSeq, a predicted model, not a curated record